CAACCCUUUCCUUUGAAUGGAUUAUAGUACAUGUGAACUGCCUGUUACCCUGCAAGGAUCAGAAAAGCUCUUUGCUUUAAUUUGUUAAAUAUCAGCUUCAUAGCAAAAAGCAUCUGAAUGGCUCACACUCAUAGCAGACCACCAGUUGAAUGGGAUCAGCAUUUCUACUAAAAUAUCUGAAGUUAAGGAUUUGGAAAAGAGGUUUUUGCAGAGAUGACCCAUUUACAAGCUGGACUUAGUCCAGAGACUAUAGAGAAAGCCCGGCUGGAACUGAAUGAAAACCCAGACAUUUUGCACCAGGAUAUCCAGCAAGUCAGGGAUAUGAUCAUCACGAGGCCUGACAUUGGGUUUUUACGUACAGAUGAUGCCUUCAUCUUGAGAUUUCUCCGAGCCAGAAAGUUUCACCAAACUGAGGCCUUCAGACUGCUGGCUCAGUACUUCCAAUACCGCCAAUUAAAUCUGGAUAUGUUCAAAAACUUCAAGGCCGAUGAUCCAGGAAUCAAACGGGCUCUGACAGAUGGGUUUCCKGGAGUACUGGAAAAUCGCGACCACUGUGGCAGGAAGAUUCUUCUGCUUUUUGCRGCCAACUGGGAUCAGAGUAGGAACUCCUUCAUAGAUAUCCUUCGGGCUAUUCUACUUUCCUUGGAAGUGCUCAUUGAAGAUCAGGAGCUUCAGAUAAAUGGCUUCAUUCUAAUUAUAGACUGGAGCAACUUCUCCUUCAAGCAAGCCUCCAAGCUUACACCAUCUAUCCUCAAACUGGCCAUUGAAGGGUUACAG
Messenger RNA from Malurus melanocephalus (red-backed fairy wren), 777 nucleotides. Its product is annotated as clavesin-1. Lineage: Eukaryota; Metazoa; Chordata; Aves; Passeriformes; Maluridae. The annotation marks the transcript as partial. Gene Ontology annotation, molecular function: phosphatidylinositol bisphosphate binding. The record is from RefSeq and is a predicted model, not a curated record. The transcript has 2 exons. Gene Ontology annotation, cellular component: membrane.